UCACCGCUUAACAUUGGAAGAAAAGCUGCCUCACUCAACAAGACGGACUCCGCUGCGAGGAGAGAACAGAUUUGCAAACUUUGACUCCCCGGGAAAACGCGACUUCCAAGAUGCCUCGCUCAUUCCUUGUCAAGAAAUACUUUACCAACAAAAAGCCAUGCUACAGAGAGAGUCACCUGGACAGCCAAGCGGCUUAUAUUCCUGAAAGCUUUCCACGUGCUGAGCUUCCAACUCAAGACUCUUCUGUCCUGACCUGCUAUCCAGUCACCUCCUUUUUUAACAACAUGGACAGUCUCCCUUUGCCGCUUUCCCCUGUCACCCCAGUGUCUCCCUCCCUUUCCCCUUCUCCACUGGGUCCCGUGGAUCUCAGCAGUUCUCCAUCCUGCAGCAGUGGUGAUGAAGAGGAUGAUGGGGGUCGCACGUCAGACCCUCCAAGCCCUGAUACCCUCCACCCCAUGUACCACUGCAUGUACUGCAGCAAGAGCUACAACAGCCUCUCUGCACUUUCUCACCAUCAGAUGUCCCAGCACCAAUCGUCCCAAUGCAGCCCUCUGCCACAUGCUCCCUCUCUGUCCCAGGAGGCCUUGGCACGGCCAACUUUCCACUGCAAACACUGCUCUAAGGAAUAUACUAGCCUAGGUGCUCUGAAGAUGCACAUUCGCUCACACACACUCCCAUGUGUUUGUCCUACUUGUGGAAAGGCGUUCUCUAGACCGUGGCUGCUUCGAGGUCACAUCCGCACUCACACAGGAGAGCGUCCAUUUGCCUGCCAGCAUUGUAACCGGGCGUUUGCUGACCGCUCUAACCUCCGUGCUCAUCUCCAAACUCACUCUGAGGUGAAGAAGUACCAGUGUGGCUCCUGUUCUCGGACCUUCAGCCGCAUGUCCCUCCUGCACAAACACAAUGCGUCAGGAUGCUGUUUAUCACACUGAAGGGACUGUACAUUCCUUGCACUCAGGAGCGAGACGACAUAAGUCUACCCAUUUUAUAAACUAUCUUGGAUCACAGUCCAGUCAUUUCUUAAGCCAUUCAUCAAUUCCAUAAGUGCCUUUUUGAAAUUGGCCAUUCUGGUCAGUGAGAAGUGUGAUUGAUUUAUGGGCAGCUAAAGACAUGCAGUUAAUUCCUCUGAAACCCGCCUGGUGCCGGCUGGUCCGGGACCCCUAGCCAAGCUGCAGCUGCUGGGGUGUGUUUAGUGUGCACGGGGCUUGUCAUUCCUCACCAUGCGAUACAUACAUGGCAAGUGUAUAUGGGCAACUGUGUGUUGGGACAGCUGCCUGAGCACUGUGGACUGUGGAGGUGGGGUGCUGAUAGACAGGUUAGCGUUGACCUCAGCAACAGGAUCCAACCUACACAUGAUGCAAAACUACACUCCCCAGUCUUUUCUUCUGGAUAUUGACCAAAUAUCAUUGUG
Messenger RNA from Periophthalmus magnuspinnatus, 1411 nucleotides. It is a transcript of the gene snai1b, whose product is annotated as snail family zinc finger 1b. Lineage: Eukaryota; Metazoa; Chordata; Actinopteri; Gobiiformes; Gobiidae. The record is from RefSeq and is a predicted model, not a curated record. Bases 111 to 932 code for a protein of 273 amino acids. Gene Ontology annotation, biological process: regulation of DNA-templated transcription. Gene Ontology annotation, molecular function: RNA polymerase II cis-regulatory region sequence-specific DNA binding; DNA-binding transcription factor activity, RNA polymerase II-specific. The transcript is spliced from 3 exons.